GCCUUUCAAUCAGGAAGGUCCAGCACACCUGUGUUUUCAGGGCCUGGGCGACGACUUCAGCACCAGACACCAGCCUCUCGCGUCCGUCGCUGCGCUCUGCCAAGUUACUUUCCGACAUCUUCCACCUGAAGUUCGAGGCCCUCUCGCAGUGGACAGCAGGCUGACGCGGAGUCACCCAGCCAAACCAACCCCGGAGACACCAACUGUGGGGCCGCUCCUCUGAGUGAGGAGGAGGGCGACCCACCGUUUUAAACGGCGGGGAGGAGGAGGCGGGGCUGAAACCAGUCCGCUCGGGGUGAGGUGAGAUGUAAACACACUCUCUCUCCUGUCACAACCGGGCCUUUUCCAGGGCCCUCCAUUCGCGGCCGGCAGAGUGUCAGGAGGAGGCGGGACUAGCUGGAGGUGGAAGCCUGUGCCGAGCAGAUCGAUGGUCUGCAUCAUGUCUGGAGCCAGCCGUCAGCUGGCUCUUUUCCUCUGCGGCUGUUGCGUGGCUGCCCUGGGGGUCCAGGCCGAGGAGCGCUGCCCGGCCGAGCGUCACCAGGCUCACCAGUACGUGGUUGCCGUGUACGAGCACCGGCCCAUCCUGAGCCCGAACCCGCUGGCCCUCACCAGCCGCGAGCAGGCCUUGGAGCUCAUGAACCAGAACCUCGACAUCUACGAACAGCAAGUGACGAUCGCGGCCCAAAAGGGUGUACAGAUUAUAGUGUUUCCAGAAGAUGGCAUCCAUGGAUUCAACUUUACAAGAACAUCCAUUUACCCGUUUUUGGACUUCAUGCCUUCUCCCCACUUGGUCAGGUGGAACCCAUGCCUGGAGCCCCACCGAUUCAAUGACACGGAAGUCCUCCAGCGCCUGAGUUGUAUGGCUGUCAAGGGAGAGAUGUUCCUGGUGGCCAAUCUUGGGACAAAGCAGCCUUGUCAUAGCAGUGACCCAGGGUGCCCAAAUGAUGGCAGAUACCAGUAUAACACGAACGUGGUGUUCAGCAGUAAUGGAACCCUGGUUGACAGCUACCGCAAACAAAACCUCUACUUUGAAGCAGCGUUCAAUACCCCCCUGGAAGUGGAUCGCAUCACCUUUGAUACCCCCUUUGCUGGCAAGUUUGGCAUCUUCACUUGCUUUGACAUAUUGUUCUUCGACCCUGCUGUCAGGCUCCUCAUAGACUCAGAGGUGAAGCAUGUCGUGUAUCCGACCGCCUGGAUGAACCAGCUCCCACUCUUGGCAGCCAUUCAGAUUCAGAGGGGUUUCGCCAUCACCUUUGGCGUCAACUUUCUGGCUGCGAACAUCCACCAUCCAUCUCUGGGGAUGACAGGAAGUGGCAUACACGCCCCUCUGAAGUCCUUUUGGCACCAUGACAUGGAAAGCCCCGAAGGUCACCUUAUAAUUGCCCAGGUAGCCAAAAAUCCACAGGGUCUCAUUGGUACAGGGAAUGCCACAGGGAAAAUGGACCCAUCCCAUAGUAAGUUUUUAAAAAUCUUGGCAGGGGAUCCAUACUCUGAGAAGGAUGCUCAGGACGUCCACUGUGAUGGAGCCCCCAAAUGGAACACGAAUGCCUCUCCCACGUUUAACUCUGAGAUGAUGUAUGACAAUUUCACCCUGGUUCCCGUGUGGGGCGAGGAAGGCUACCUCCGAGUCUGUGCAAAUGGCCUUUGCUGUCAUUUGCUUUACCAGAGGCCCACUCUGUCCAAGGAGCUGUAUGCCCUGGGGGUCUUUGACGGCCUUCACACUGUGCACGGCACUUACUACGUUCAAGUCUGUGCCCUGGUCAAGUGUGGCGGUCUUGGCUUUGAAACCUGUGGGCAGGAGGUCACAGAGGCUGCGGGGAUAUUUGAGUUUCACUUGUGGGGGAACUUCAGUACCUCCUAUAUCUUUCCAAUGCUUCUGACCUCAGGGAUGACCCUGGAAACCCCUGACCAGCUGGGCUGGGAGAAUGAUCAUUAUUUUCUGAGGAAGAGCGGACUGUCCUCCGGCCUGGUGACGGCAGCUCUCUACGGGCGGUUGUAUGAGAAGGACUAGGGGGUGUGGGGUGGGCUCCCCCUGCACUGGCACAGGCCAAAGCUCACAGCACCGGGACCACUUCUUCGCCCCAGAGCCCAUCCUGGGAGCCACGGGAAGAGGUAGGGAGACAGAUUUCACCAGUGUCUUUUCCUCUUAAGCGCAAAUUUGUGAGACAUUUUCUGGUAUUUUCUACUCACAUUUCUAUUUUUCAAGCCACGUCUUCCUCCAGCAGAUCUUCCAUUACACAAUUGUUUUAAGAGCGCAAACAAAAAUAAAUGUCAGUUUAUAUUUUACAUGUCCACAAAACAGCAGGUUUCGUGUGUGUUCUUGCUGUUGAUCAAGUGACACCCAGGAUAUACAGGUAUUUCAGAAGCCUCAAACAUUGUCUGUCUAGGGUAAGAAACAAACUCUCAGAGCAAAAGCCGUGUUAGAAAUGGCUGCCAUGGGGACUUUUCCAUUCUGGUCGGCCAGAACUCAUCCCCCCGCACUGAUCGUGCCAGAGCCGCCAGCAGCAUCAGCAAUGUGGAUCCUGAGGCAGCUUUUAAAAAUAGAAGGGAAGCUUUUCUCACAUCUGCCUUUCUGUCAGUGAUCGGAAUGUGUCAGGCAGGACUCAGAAUAACUGGAAAGAAAGAGUGCAGUGCCCCGGAGAGAGAGGCUGGAAAAAAGUGCUGAGGAGAGGGCAGCGAUGGGAACAGAUGAGUCAUAGGUUUCUUGUGCACAGCGUGUCUCAUCCAGGGAUUCCAGACACCUUAAUAAAUCACGCUAGCUCUGGGCAAGAGCCUUCCGGCUGCCCAACUGUGCGGGGUGGAACGAUGCUGGGAAUUCAUUCCCAGUCCGCUGGCAGGGCCUUCUCUUUGCAGACGGGUUGCAGGAACGGUGUGGGGUUUGGCCCGCUUAGUCUUUAUUCAGUCACUCAACAGGUGUCUUUGGAAAGCCCACCAGGGACAGAGCGAGGACCUCCCAAAAUAUGAACUGCACGUGCAAAAUCAUAUCAGUGUGUGAAGACAUUCUUUAGGCCACUGGUCUGUAUUAUUUGUAUCCAACAUUUCAAAGUCACUUUGACUCUAUGCCUAGUAACUGUUUCAGAUCAUUUUUAAGGUGGAAAAUCGGUAGCUUUUAAAGAAAAUGGAUAGUUAGCUUUCUGUGAUUUGCCUCUUCAAUGUGUGGCUAUUUAGUUUCAUCUCCUUUAUAAAUUAGGUUUUUAAAAACAGUAUGUGCAUAUAUCUACACAUAAUUACAUGAAGUAAAAAAUGAAAUUCUUUCCCCAUUCCCCCCACAGUGUGGCUUUCCAGACCCUUUCCUGGCUUUUAGGCAGAAAAAUAAAAAGCAUAGAUCCUAGGGUCAGACUGACCAGCUUUACUUUCUUGGCCUCCCUGUUUACUCUUCACUACGUAGACCUCGACUAUUUAUUUGAACCUUGCUGUGCCCCAGUUUUCUCAUUUGUGGGAUGUGUAUUGAAUCAUCCAUGUGGGAAAGAAGCAAAGACCCGCUGACUCACUGCCCGCUUGCAAAGGCCUAGAAUGAGUCAAGCCGGCCUUCAGGGAAUUUGCAGGAACAGCUCAGGAUUUCUGAGGAAACCCAGGAGGUCCCCCCGGAACGGGACAGGGGCCUCUCCCACCAGAUGCUGGCGCAGACCCGGGAGGGGUGAGCUGGAGGGGGCACACGGCUCCGGAUGUGGCCGCCCCUGCUCCAGGGAAACAGAAAUCAUCUCAGAAAUGCAUAUUGUUGCUUCCUGCCAAGAUGAUUCAAAUCAUCCAGAGAGAGACAGAGGCCAGGCCUAAAUACAGACUUGGUGGAGCUACUUCACCCAGCAAACAUUUUUGAAGCACCUGCUGGAUGCACAUUUUGCUCUUCUGAGCAGAGUAUUGAGAACUUUCCCCGAGUUACUAUCUACUGACAAUUUAGAACUAACUGCUCAUGAAGUAGAAAUGAGGGGGACAAGAAAUUAUGAUUUUUAUGAUAAAAAGUAGUUGCCAGAUGGCAGAACAAAGUACAGGGCAGGGGGGAAAUGAGUAAAAUAAAUCAUUUUCAGGAAAAAAAAAAGGCACGUAUGACUCACGGUUGUGAUACGCUUCUGUCAGCUGUGAUCCUGAAACUCAGGAAGCAGAUGGCGAUCUUGACCAUAACACAGGGGCAGACACCCAGUGUAUUUCUGGUGGAAUGAGGCCUGGGGGAAGCGGCUGUCCGUGUGGUUUCUCAUGGGGGUGCAGCUGCGCCUCUCUGUGGUCUUCUGCGCAGAGGGAGUGAGAGACAACGAUGGGCUUAAAAAGUCCUGUUCUUAGAGAAGGUAAAGCCACGGCCUGCCGGCAGCCUGUCCGCCCCAGUGCCCACCAUGGCCUCUCGAGAGGAGGGCCUGCCCACAGCCCUGCUGAGAGAAACCCACCUGGGCCAGUGCUGACCCACAGGCGGCCGGCUCAGUGCCCUCACCCCCAAAAGAAACCCUGUACCCACGAGCAGUCAUGUCCAUUCUCCCUCCCCCCAUCCCAUGGCAACUACUAAUACACUUCCUAUCUCUACGGAUUUGCCCAUUCUGAACAUUUUAUAUAAUUGGAAUCAUACAAUAUGUGGCCUUUCGUUCCUGCCUUCUUCCACUUAGUGUAAUGUAUUCAAGGUUUAUCCUUGUGUAUUAUGUAUAAGUUCUCCCUUCUUAUGGUUGAAUAGUAUUUCAUUGUAUAGAUAUACCACAUUUGUUUAUCCAUUAAGUUAGUGGACAUUGCGUUGUUUCCACUUUUUGGCUAUUAGGAAUAAUGCUGCCGUGAAUAUUCAUGUACAAGUUUAUAUGUGAAUAUACGUUUUCAAUUCCUUGGGUAUAUAUCUAGGAGUGUAAUUGCUGGGUCAUACAAGUCAAUGUUUAAUUAUCUGAGGAACUGUCAGACAGACAGACUGUUUUCCAAAGGGGCUGCAUCAUUUUUCAUCCCUAAUAGCAAUGUAUAAGAAUUCAAAUUUCUCCACAUCCUUGCUAAUGCUUGUUAUUGUCUGUUUGUUAAAAUCAUAGCCAUCUCAGUGGUUGUGGUUUCGCAUCGUGGUUGUGAUUUCAUUGCCCUAGUUGCUAAUAACGCUGAACAUCUUUCCAAGUGCUUACUGGCCACCCAUAUAUCUUCUUUGAAGAAAUUAUUAAAAUCUUAUGCCCAUUUAAAAAA
Messenger RNA from Balaenoptera ricei (Rice's whale), 5133 nucleotides. RefSeq names its product biotinidase (gene BTD). The coding region runs from base 428 to 2011 and encodes 527 amino acids. NCBI's taxonomy places the organism in Eukaryota, Metazoa, Chordata, Mammalia, Artiodactyla, Balaenopteridae. The transcript is spliced from 4 exons. Gene Ontology annotation, molecular function: hydrolase activity, acting on carbon-nitrogen (but not peptide) bonds, in linear amides. The record is from RefSeq and is a predicted model, not a curated record.